AUGUUGUUAUCAAUUGUAAUCAUAGGUGUUUUACUUGUGGCUAAUAACGUCGAUGCAUUUGUUCGAAGAGAUGUAUCGACGACAACCUCACAGCCCAAAAUACUGGAAUCAUUCCAACGGAAUAUUGAUCAGUUUAGGAACUGCAUUGAUCAAAGUUUGGCUAAAGCAGUAAGUGAGGUCAACGAGAAGCAAUUGGAGCCAGUCUUAGCUGUAGUUGGGGAUCAACUCAAUAGGAUUUCUAAAGCGUUUGAAGUUUUAACGGUACCCAAGACUCCGCCUGAAUAA
Parnassius mnemosyne (clouded apollo) is the source of this 285-nucleotide messenger RNA. The record is from the annotation of a GenBank genome assembly. Lineage: Eukaryota; Metazoa; Arthropoda; Insecta; Lepidoptera; Papilionidae.